Messenger RNA from Eutrema salsugineum, 1249 nucleotides. RefSeq lists its product as uncharacterized. Gene Ontology annotation, molecular function: glycosyltransferase activity. The coding region runs from base 59 to 1174 and encodes 371 amino acids. The record is from RefSeq and is a predicted model, not a curated record. The transcript has 2 exons. Gene Ontology annotation, cellular component: membrane. NCBI's taxonomy places the organism in Eukaryota, Viridiplantae, Streptophyta, Magnoliopsida, Brassicales, Brassicaceae.
CAAAUUAAGAACUAAGAGUAUAUAUUAGCACUAUAUACAAAAAAAAAUCAAAGAAAUCAUGAAGAAGCAAAAGAUAACAGCGUUUGUUAAAGAAGUGAACGUAAGAAUGAAGAAAGAACCGAUCACUCUCCGAUACAUUCAAAUCCUCGGGACCGUGGUAUUCUUCACAUCAAUCUCAUCUCUCGUCAUCCUCCUCGCUCUUUACCUCAACCAACGCCUCCAAACAUCACUCUUCCUCGUCGACGAUCUCUCCUCAUCAUCAAAUCCUCUCACUUCUCCUUCUCUCUCGGACGAAGAGCUGAUGCGGCGAGCAGCGAUGGCACCACGUGGCACGGUGAUGAAUGAUCAUGAGGCUCAUCAUCCAAAGGUUGCGUUCAUGUUUCUGACGAGGUGGGAUUUGCCUUUGUCCCCUCUUUGGGAAAUAUUCUUCAAAGGCCAUCAAGGGUUUUAUUCCAUUUAUGUUCAUACAUCGCCGGAGUUCACCGACGAGCCGCCGGAAUCUUCAGUGUUUUACAAGAAACGGAUACCAAGCAAGGCCGUUGAAUGGGGAAGAUCGUCGAUGAUGGACGCAGAGAAACGUCUUUUAUCUCACGCGCUUCUGGAACCUUCCAACGCUCGCUUCGUGCUCCUCUCAGAGACUUGUAUCCCUCUCUUCAACUUCACCACAACCUACGCUUACCUCACGCGCUCCACUCGCUCUUUCCUCGGCUCAUUCGACGAUCCAAGGCCCAUGGGCCGAGGCCGUUACAGCCCGAAAAUGCUUCCACACGUGUCGCUCUCCGACUGGCGGAAAGGAAACCAGUGGUUCGAGAUCUCACGGAGAAUCGCCGUCGAGAUCGUCUCCGAUCGCCGGUACUACGCCGUCUUUGAGGCUCACUGCCGGCCGCCGUGCUACAUGGACGAGCAUUAUCUUCCGACGCUGGUUAACAAGAUCUGCCCGGAGAUGAAUUCGAACCGGACCGUGACGUGGGUUGAUUGGUCGAGAGGUGGGCCCCAUCCAGCGACGUUCGUGAGGAAGGAUAUCCGGGUCGGGUUUUUGGAUAGGAUCCGGUUUGGGUCGAAUUGUAGCUACGAGGGUGAAGUGACGAAUGUGUGUUUUCUUUUCGCGAGGAAGUUUCAUGUGAGCACUCUCGAGCCUCUCAUGAAGCUUGCUUCAUAUUUGUAUGGAAGUUAAUUAGACCUUAUAAAUUCAUUUUUAUUCCUUUUAUACAUCACUAAACUCUCAGUUAUUCCUUUAAAAGAAUAAAUA